This is a messenger RNA of Aspergillus mulundensis, 2343 nucleotides long. RefSeq names its product Ras GTPase activating protein IRA2. The transcript has 3 exons. Gene Ontology annotation, biological process: regulation of actin cytoskeleton organization; regulation of GTPase activity. The record is from RefSeq and is a predicted model, not a curated record. NCBI's taxonomy places the organism in Eukaryota, Fungi, Ascomycota, Eurotiomycetes, Eurotiales, Aspergillaceae. Gene Ontology annotation, molecular function: protein binding; GTPase activator activity. Gene Ontology annotation, cellular component: cell cortex. The coding region runs from base 1 to 2343 and encodes 780 amino acids.
AUGUCUGUUGCGACAAUGUUACAACCAGCAUCUAGAGCAUCUACCUCCUCUUCCUCGUCGUUUCAACCGGUUGCGCGUCAAAACACAAUGUCUUCUCAUGACACUCGGUCCCUUCGUCAAUCGAAGCGGAUGUCCGUCACCGCACUCUAUCUGUCUAUGUCCGCAAAGGACAGAGAUUUGGAAAUCUCAGAUGACCUGGCUAAAGCCCAAAAAUUCCUACGAGAACUAAAAUCGAAGAUCUCCUCGCAAUCGAAGAAAAAUUUCGUGCUAGAGAAGGAUGUUCGUUACUUGGAUUCGCGAAUAGCUUUGCUGAUUCAGAACCGAAUGGCCUUGGAGGAGCAAAAUGAAGUCGCGAAUCGCCUGGACGACACGGUUGAUCCCCAGGAAGGGUUCUUCCCCAACGACGAGAAAACUCAAAAAUAUGGCAAUCUUCUUUUUCUUCUCCAGACUGAACCGCGACACAUUGCGCACCUCUGCCGACUUGUCUCUAUGUCCGAAAUCGAUUCCCUCCUUCAAACUGUCAUGUUCACCAUUUAUGGAAACCAGUACGAGAGUCGCGAGGAGCAUCUGCUACUGACCAUGUUUCAGUCCGUGCUCACCUAUCAGUUUGAUAAUACUCCCGAAUACUCCUCUCUUCUGCGACAAAACACUCCUGUUUCGCGUAUGAUGACCACCUACACCCGCCGUGGGCCUGGCCAGAGCUAUUUGAAACAGGUCUUGGCCGAGCAGAUCAACUCGUUGAUCGAGCUGCGCGAUGUUGACUUGGAAAUCAAUCCUUUGAAGGUUUAUGAGGCCAUGGUCAGGGAUAUUGAGGAAAAAAGCGGCUCGUUGCCAGAUGACCUCCCUCGUGGCGUGACCGGCGAAGUCGCUGCGGAAAACCCGCAGGUGCAGGCCAUUAUUGCGCCGCGCCUCAAGAAGCUGACGGAUAUCGCCAACUCUUUUCUUACCACAAUUAUCAAUUCCGUGAAUCAAGCCCCAUAUGGUAUCCGCUGGAUUUGCAAGCAAAUCCGAAGUUUGUCACGGCGCAAAUACCCAGACGCUCAUGAUCAAACCAUCUGUACCCUCAUCGGAGGCUUUUUCUUCCUACGCUUCAUCAACCCGGCUAUCGUUACUCCUCGCUCGUACAUGUUGAUUGAUGCUACACCGACGGAUAGGCCUCGACGCACUCUGACUUUGGUCGCAAAGAUGCUCCAGAACCUAGCUAACAAGCCGUCAUACGCGAAGGAGCCAUAUAUGGCCAAACUUCAGCCUUUCAUCCAGCAAAACAAGGAGCGUGUCAACAAAUUCAUGCUUGAUCUUUGUGAAGUGCAGGAUUUCUAUGAAAGCUUGGAGAUGGACAACUACGUUGCACUCUCUAAGCGAGACCUCGAAUUGCAGAUUACACUAAACGAAGUGUACGCAACGCACGCUUUGCUGGAGAAGCAUAACGUGGCCCUGGCUCAGGACCAACAUUCCCACCUUCAGGAGAUCUUACAGGAGCUUGGCCCCGCUCCUCCACAACUACCGCGCAAAGAAAAUCGAACCAUCACGGUUCCCCUAUUCAGCCGGUGGGAAACAGCAUUAGAUGACUUGACUGCCGCCCUGGAUAUUACGCAGGAGGAAGUUUUCUUCAUGGAAGCCAAGUCUACUUUUGUCCAAAUUCUGCGAUCUCUUCCCCCUCACUCAUCCGUGGCUCGCCGCCCUCUUCGCCUAGAUCGUAUCGCUGAAGCUGCUGCGACAUUGAAGAAUGACGCGGUCAUGGUUCGUAAGGGUAUUCGAACCAUGGAGCUUCUGAGCCAAUUGCAGGAAAUGGGCGUCAUUGAUCGGUCGGAUGAGUUCAGUCUCCUCCGUGAUGAGGUCGAACAGGAACUCGUACAUUUGGGUUCUUUGAAGGAGAAAGUUAUGGAAGAAACGAGGCAGUUGGAGUCGGUAUACUCGACGAUUCGUGACCAUAACGGGUUUCUCGUUGGCCAGUUGGAAACGUACAAGUCCUACCUACAGAAUGUGCGCAGCCAGUCCGAAGGAAAGUCAAGGAAAACGCAGAAGCAGCAGGAAUUGGGACCCUAUAAGUUUACCCAUCAGCAACUCGAAAAAGAAGGGGUCAUUCGCAAAAGCAAUGUUCCGGAGAACCGACGCGCAAACAUCUACUUCAUGUUCAAGAGCCCGUUGCCUGGGACUUUCGUGAUCAGCCUUCAUUAUAAAGGUCGUGCUCGAGGCCUUUUGGAAUUGGAUCUCAAGCUUGACGAUUUGCUCGAGAUGCAGAAGGACAACUUAGAAGACCUUGACCUGGAAUAUGUUCAGUUCAAUGUCUCCAAGGUGCUUACUCUCCUCAACAAACGCUUCUCUCGCAAGAAGGGCUGGUAA